Sycon ciliatum is the source of this 2899-nucleotide messenger RNA. RefSeq lists its product as uncharacterized. The record is from RefSeq and is a predicted model, not a curated record. Bases 429 to 2573 code for a protein of 714 amino acids. Lineage: Eukaryota; Metazoa; Porifera; Calcarea; Leucosolenida; Sycettidae. The transcript has 5 exons.
CACCUACAUAAUCUUUGUAAUUUGUAGGCUAGAGUAAAGGCCAUACCAAGUGUGUUUGUGCGUACAUGAUCUAUCCAUCUAUGCAGGCCGUGUGCUAAAACACCACGAAGCGUGUGUGAACUGAACUCUGAAGUAACGACGCCGAAUCGCCGAGAAUCCGAGCAUCGGUAGUCACUGGUACAAGUGGUACGUAGUUAGCAGGUUCGGCCGCGAGAGGGUAGACUAUCUACCGUCGGCGUCCAUAGUUUUGCUCCGAGCCACAGCGAAUGAUCGAUAGUCACUGUACUCUGUAGUACAUUGUAGCGAAGUGACUUCAUUCGUUCGACGUGCGGUGAUCAUAACAAGGCAGUCAGUUGUUGGCAUUGAAUGUUGGCGUGAGGAAGAGUCCACAAACCCUGUGGGCCUUGGCCUGGACUUUGAGGAUAACAAUGACUUCUCGUGAUGCUCCGUUUGGUACGGACGAACAGCCACGGUACGACACAAAAAUCGUGGGAGGAAGAUCAGUUCUGCGUCCUAUCGACACUCAGAAAGAUGUUACCGCCCUGGACUCGACAAGGAACGAGAAUGCAUCGGAGUUUUCUGCCCUUGGGAUAAAACAGGGCAAUGACAACGUUCGAUCUAUGAACAAACUGGAUUUGGGCAAGGAGUGUCCCGGAGGAGCCAAAGAGCUGAACAGCCAUUGGCAUAACACUAUUCCCGACACGCCGGUUCUGGCCGGGCGAAAAGUGCUGCGGAAAGAGGAUUUGCCGGGUGGUGAACAGAUUUCGCGUUUAGGACCGUCAUCCCUCCCGAUGACAAUUGGUCAUCCCAGCGUCUUACCGCCCAUCGCUAGCACGGCUGGUGCGGGCGAUGUGAAUGUGGAGCGCAGCUGCGGUGAGUCCUCCAUGCUCGACCAAUCUCUGUGUGCUAACAAUACCUUGCCGGGGCGGUGCAGCACAGGCGCUGCUGCUGCUGCUCAGGGUAGAUCUACUACAUGUAGUACUGCUGUUAGAGACAUCUGCGAUGAGAUACCCGCAAUGAUGCUAGAUAGGCAACAGAUGUACGACUUGCUGAAAGAACUGCAAGUGAUCAAUGUGACUAAAAGUGGCCUGCUAACUGAGGAGAGGCUGCAGCAUAUCACCAGAGACAUCUGCCCCAGCCUUAGCCAGGCAGCCGUAUCAAAGUUUGUUGAGAGAUACCGAUCCGAACAUACGCUGGAUGGUGACAAUGAAAGAAGGCUACUCAUUGACUGUGCUGCGAUAAUUGCUUUCCUUGAGCGUCUUAUGCCACCGGCAUCCCAGCAUGAUAUAGAAAUGUCAACCAUGCUAUCACAGGCAAGUGUCACACAAGUAGGAUCGGCGCCAAAGGCAUUCGAGCUCAAUCGACUUAGUGCACUCAAGCGGCAAAUGUCGUCGUCAGAACCUUCCCUGCUUACCAUCGGUCAGCGUCCAGCCCCUCAUGCUGUCUCCAUGAAACUGCCUACGCCGCAAGUCAAGAAGGAGAUGGCAGCAAACGAUGCCCUGAAUAUCUCCUCGGCCAUCCUAGCGUCAACACAACAGAAAGACAUGCAGCUGGAGCAAAGAGAGAGCGCCGAGCGAUUGCGUCAACGCCAUGAUGCCAAACUACUGCUGGCCGUGGAGAGAGACUGGAUGGAAGCCAUGCAAUCUGCGAAUAGCACAGCAGCGGAACAGUGCAACAUUGACUUUCAGGCGUUCCAGCUUGCACUGGGACAGCUGGAUUCAGAAAGGACGGGAUCUACGCUAUACUCACAGGUACUGCAAGCAUGCCGGCAACACAAGCUGCCUAUCUCCACGCAGACACUACAUCAUCUUUGUCGUAGGUGUGAUCACAGCAGCGAUGGCUAUGUCAGAUGGGUAGAGCUGUUAGAUUUCUUGGAGCGGGCACGGCCCAUUCAACUGCAAGGUGCGAGCACUGGGAGUGAUGGGACUGCAAACGGAACGCAACACAGACCAAACCAACACUUCCAGAAGAAGCCGUCCGGUUUGAGUGCAAUGACUUUACUUCCUGAGUCCCUCAGCAUAGAGGCUCCCGGUCAGUACAGUAAACUUCAUCUUCCGAAGAUCGAACGACUAAAGGCCGAAUCACCAACGACCGCGAUACUAAAAUCACCCAGUAUGAAUUCACUGUGUGAUAAAAACAAGGCUCUGCAGGGAAUGCGACGUUUGCAAGCGGCUUUGAAGAUGUCCGCUGAUUCCAGUUCUGCAGGAGGACAAACUGAUGUGAGUACUGCGCAGCGUCUUGUCAACAUGCACAACACUGUCUACCAGUUUUCCCUUCCGACUGACUGCAUUCAACGAUUCAUCUUGGAGAGUCGUGUACCAGCCAUUGAUGAUGGGCUGUCAGUAUCAGCGCAACGCUGCAGCUCAGCUGGAUCGCACAAUUCAAAAGCGUCUCAGAAGCAUCUGGAUGUACGGAAGAACCUGUCUUGCAGCAGUGCUAGCUCGAUGGGACGGCCACGCACACCAUGUCCUGUUCUAAUAUCAAUGCUUGUCAAGAAAUUAUGUGACCACCUGGAUAUCAGCGAGGUCGAGAUGGAGGACAGCAAAGAUUCUGAACCAGUGGCUGACCUGUGAUGAACAAUGUAAAGCUAGCUUCAGAAGUUAUUUCCACCGCACCAGUAUGCAAGCAUUACUGGGUUGCAUUGCACUGAUUUGUGAACAUGUUCAGCACUACGCUACACGCAUCAACAGGUGACCCAACUAACUUGAUCUCUUGUUGCAAUCCACGUCGCCAUUCUUCCAGGACAUUCGGCGAAUUUGUCUUUUCAAGACUCACUCAUUUGACCUAUCAGUUUAUAGUUUAUACCAACGGAAGUAUCAGCACAAGUAUCAGCUCACCGUCACUCUAUAGCUCUGGCUAAAGAAAUUCGACUUCAUGAAUAAAGUUAUUUGCAACCGCA